CAGCCGCCGCAGCUCUCCAAACUCUCUUGGUUGUUCAAUUUCGUGUUCGAACCUCUCUCAACUACCCAGAAGAAGACAUUGAAAUUCUUUCUUCGAGAUGGAUACUGUAAUCUGCCCAAUUGAUGUUAAGUGUGGUGAUCAAGUUUCAGCUCUUCUCCGUCCUCCUUCUUCUCAGCAAGUUCAGGAUUAUUUUGAUGAGCUUCUGUCUACAAGACAAUGCCAUGGUCUGAAGGUUGGGCAUAAUGGAGUUCACGGGAAAGGUGUGUAUGCUGGCAUGGACUUUGAAGAAGGGGAAAUUGUCUUGAGGGACCAAAUGCUAGUGGGUGUUCAGCAUCUGUCCAAUAAGAUUGAUUGUCUAGUGUGUGGCUUCUGCUUCCAAUUCAUUGGUUCCAUAGAACUCCAAAUAGGGAGAAAACUUUAUCUUCAAAGUCUAGGAGUCUCCUCCACAAGCGAUGAAUGCAUGAAGGGGAUGAUGGCACACAAUUCGAAAGCCUGCUAUGGUACAAGCUUGUCUUCUAAUGCAGAUGCUGAUCCUUACAAGGCCAAUGGCGGGGAUUUUGGAGCAUGCAGUUCCGGCAGUUCAAGUGAUACAGUUGGUUUGCCUAAGGAACUUCUUGAAUCAUUGAUGAAUGGAAGAUUGACCUUGCCUCACUCGGACAAAUUCCCACUGCCUGAAGCCAUCUCUUGCCCUGGAGGCUGUGGAGAAGUUUACUACUGUAGCAUGUUAUGUUCAGAGGCAGAUUGGGCAUCUUCUCAUUCUUUGCUUUGUACCGGGAAGCGGUCAGAGUCACUAUCUAAGGACGCACUUCUGAGAUUCACACAGCAUGCCAAUGAGACAAAUGAUAUUUUCCUUCUGGCUGCGAAGGCAAUCGCUUUUACCAUUUUAAGGUACAAGAAACUGAAAGCAGCUUGUCCGAAAGAAACACAUAAUGGAUCAGUUGCCUGGGGUUUGCUCUUGGAGGCAUGGAAACCAAUCCACAUGGGAUACAAGAAGACGUGGUGGGACUGCAUCUCUUUGCCAGAUGAUGUCUCUGAUGAGACUGCAUUUCGAAUGGAAGUGAAGGAGCUUGCGUUUACGUCACUUCAGCUCCUAAAGGAAGCAAUUUAUGACAAGGAAUAUGAACCAUUAUUUUCCCUUGAAAUCUAUGGGAAUAUUAUCGGCAUGUUUGAGCUGAAUAAUCUUGAUCUAGUUGUGGCAUCCCCUGUAGAGGACUACUUUCUGUACAUUGAUGAUCUUCCAAAUCCUGAAAAGAACCAAGCUGAAAGAAUCACACAACCACUUCUGGAUGCUCUUGGUGAUGAAUAUUCAGCUUGUUGUCAAGGUACAGGAUUCUAUCCUAUACAAAGCUGUAUGAAUCACUCUUGUUGCCCAAACUCAAGAGCCUUCAAACGAGAUGAGGACAGAGAUGGACAAGCAACCAUCCUUGCAGCUAGAGCCAUAAGCAAGGGAGAGGAGAUUACCAUUUCAUACAUAGAGGAAGAGCUUCCAUUGGCUGAGAGAUGGGCAUCUUUGGCAGAUUACGGCUUCACUUGCAGAUGCUCCAGGUGCCUGGAAGAAGGAGAAGAAGAGGAAGGAGGAGGAGAAACUCCCUGAGAACUGAAACUUGGAAGCAGGGGAAAUUGGGAAGGCAUUGAAUUGGGCUUUCCCUGGGCCAAAUUUUGACACAGCAAUGUGUUUUAGGGGUCUGUCCUCUUAGGCAGUGUGCUGAAAGAAUAAGCCACAACCUUAUGUAUGCAUCUACUAGGAUCCGGACCGCGCUUGCUGCGGGUUUUGCUUCUUUUUUUAUGUUAUUUUUUGUUAACACAUAGUUAAGGGUGGCCGUCAGCAAACCAAAGGUAAGACGUACAGCAAUUCUGCAACAUAACCAGUCCCACUAAAAGGCUUCGACAUUGGGAUGGCUAUAUGCAAACAAAUUCUUGUGGGAUCACAGUAGUGGAGGGGACAUAUAGAAGCUUUUGCCGUGGUGAUCGAUGCAUAGAAGCUCGCUGGCCAUGCUUAAGGGACGCAUUGUUGUUGAAACUGGAGACUGCAAAUGCUCUGUGAUUGUAUAGUAGCAGCAUGCAGUAGCAGUAGCGUUUCACAAGUUAAAAUAAACAUAGGCUUAGUUGUGGGAUGGCACCUGAUAACCUUAUGUCCAAGCACAUUAAGUACGACCUCAGUGACAGUAUGCUCGGCUUUUCUGUGAUGAUACCGUCUUCACCCUCGUUGAUUGCGCCACCUCCUCAUCACCUAUGUUCACCACCACUGCCAAUGGUUGUUGCAGUCGCAAUGGUAGCAGCAGCAGCAACAGCAACGCGGUGCCUCACUGUGAUAGAACUGGGGUCUGGGGCGCUAAUCUGCAGCUUCGUGUAUUCAUGUAGAGCAAUCAGUACGAUGAACCUCCUAAUCUCCACUCGUUGCAUCUACACACCAGUCGAUCUUGGUCCGCUUCAGAAGCUGAAAUGUUCAUCGGUAGCUGGAUUAUACCGUUUCCAUGGGUGGAUCUAUUUCUUGUCAAACGUUGUUACUUUAGCCAGUGUAUAGAAAAAGAGAUGGAAAGUGGGGAAACAAUGAACUUCGUAUUAGGUG
This is a messenger RNA of Linum trigynum, 2569 nucleotides long. NCBI's taxonomy places the organism in Eukaryota, Viridiplantae, Streptophyta, Magnoliopsida, Malpighiales, Linaceae. The record is from the annotation of a GenBank genome assembly.